AUGGCGGUGCCGGACUUUCCCACAGAAGAAGAAGAGCAGGGACAGAUGGAGGUGACUUUUGAGGACGUGGCCAUCUUCUUGACCCAGCGGGAAUGGGAGAGCCUGGCAGACGCUCAGAGGGAGCUCUAUAGGACCGUCAUGUUGGAGAACUACAGACAUCUACGUUCAGUGGGAGCCGGGCGGCCGAAGCCUCGGUGUAUCCGCCAACUGGAGAAGGGGAAAGAUCCAUGGUUUCCCGAACCUCCAUCUCACCACAAAUGGAUUUUCCCUGAAGAGACCUGGGGAAGGUCCCCGGAGAAUCAGUGGGGAUCUAGGAGGAAACGAGACCGGCCGGUAGAGAGGAGGGAGCAGCAGAAGCCAGUGCCCAUGGAAGAGGAGCCCUUUGAACAUCUCGAGUGUGGGAAUCAAGAAAAUGUCACCAUGCACGUGAAGUUGCACACUGGAGAAGAGCCCUAUAAAUGUGGUGUGUGUGCCAGGGGCUUCAGAUGGAAGAAAUUCCUCACUGCCCACAUGAGGGUCCACACUACAGAAAAACGCUUCCAAUGCCCGGAGUGCCAGAAGAGGUUUAAAGUGAAAGGAAAUCUUCAAGUUCAUAUGCGGCUACACACUGAAGAGAAGCCCUCUGAAUGUCUUGAAUGCGGGAAGGCCUUCAGCAAUAUAUUCACACUGAUGAGGCACGAGAGGAUUCACAAAGACAUCAAACCCUAUGUGUGUCUCCACUGUGAUAGAAGAACCAGCGAGAAGGCCACUCUAAUGACCCACAUGAGCGUCCACACGGGAGAAAAACCCUUCCAAUGCCCAGAGUGCCAGAAGAACUUCAAGACCAAAGGAACUCUUCAAGCUCAUAUGCGGCUGCAUACGGAAAAGAAGUCCUUUGAAUGUCUUGAGUGCGGGAAGGCCUUCAGCAAGAAGUGCAGUCUGACGAGGCACGAGAGGAUUCACAAAGGCAUCAAACCCUAUGUGUGUCUCCACUGUGAGAAAAGAAUCAGCGAUAAGGCCGGUCUCAUUGUCCACAUGAGAAUCCACACUGGAGAAAGACCCUUUCAAUGUCAGAAGUGCCCAAAGAACUUCAAGAGCCGUGGAGGUCUUAGACGGCAUAUGCUGGUGCACACGGGAGAGAAGCCCUUUAAAUGUCUCCAGUGUGGGAAGGCCUUCACACUUGAACCCCAGAAUGGAUCCUGGGUCUGUGCCCUGCCACCUCCCACCCCACUUUCUCAGUGA
Tachyglossus aculeatus (Australian echidna) is the source of this 1221-nucleotide messenger RNA. RefSeq names its product gastrula zinc finger protein XlCGF52.1-like. Gene Ontology annotation, biological process: regulation of DNA-templated transcription. Bases 1 to 1221 code for a protein of 406 amino acids. The transcript is spliced from 5 exons. NCBI's taxonomy places the organism in Eukaryota, Metazoa, Chordata, Mammalia, Monotremata, Tachyglossidae. The record is from RefSeq and is a predicted model, not a curated record.